UGUAACCAGGCUGCAACAUGGUCAUUGGCAUUGGGAAAUCACUUAGCUAGAUAGCCAGACAAGGCGAAUUCAAACAUUCCUGAAGUUACCGCUCCGACAUCAAAAAUGGACAUAAAUUAACAAUGACGAGGGAGAAAAAGAAAAAGCGGCUGAACCGCAGCAUUCUUCUGGCAAAGAAAGUUAUUAUAAAAGAUGGAGGCAGUCCCCAGGGGAUGGUUGAGCCCAGUGUCUUGCAUGCUGUGGUGGUUAUCUUCCUGGAAUUCUUCUCCUGGGGGCUUCUCACCACGCCCAUGCUUACGGUCUUACAUGAAACAUUCCCUCAACACACAUUCCUGAUGAAUGGGCUUAUUCACGGUGUCAAGGGUCUGCUGUCGUUCCUGAGUGCUCCUCUGAUUGGAGCUUUGUCAGACGUAUGGGGGAGGAAGUCAUUUCUACUGCUAACAGUCUUCUUCACCUGCGCCCCCAUUCCUCUCAUGAAGAUCAGCCCAUGGUGGUACUUUGCAGCCAUAUCCAUGUCCGGUGUGUUUGCAGUCACCUUCUCUGUGAUCUUUGCGUAUGUGGCAGACAUCACAGCAGAACACGAGAGGAGCACAGCCUACGGUUUGGUGUCGGCCACGUUUGCAGCCAGCCUAGUGACCAGCCCAGCCAUCGGAGCAUACCUGUCUGUGACGUAUGGAGACACCUUGGUAGUGAUCCUGGCUACUGCCAUCGCCCUGCUGGACAUCUGUUUCAUCCUGGUAGCUGUCCCUGAGUCACUGCCUGAGAAGAUGAGACCGGCCUCCUGGGGGGCACCCAUAUCCUGGGAACAGGCUGACCCCUUCGCUUCUUUGCGUAAGGUGGGCCAGGACUCCACGGUGCUUCUCAUCUGCAUCACAGUGUUCCUGUCUUACCUGCCUGAGGCAGGACAGUACUCCAGCUUCUUCCUCUAUCUCAGACAGGUGAUAAGGUUCAGGUCAGAGACAGUUGCAGCCUUCAUCGCUGUGGUGGGCAUCCUCUCUAUUGUGGCUCAGACGGUGGUUCUCGGGAUCCUGAUGCGCUCCAUAGGGAAUAAGAACACCAUCCUACUGGGCCUGGGCUUCCAGAUAUUACAGCUGGCCUGGUACGGCUUCGGAUCACAACCAUGGAUGAUGUGGGCAGCAGGAGCGGUAGCGGCCAUGUCUAGCAUCACCUUCCCAGCUAUUAGUGCCAUCGUGUCUCGCAACGCAGACUCAGACCAGCAGGGCGUGGUCCAGGGGAUGAUAACAGGUAUCCGUGGUCUGUGUAACGGUCUGGGCCCAGCAUUCUAUGGUUUCAUCUUCUAUCUGUUCCACAUGGAGCUGACAGAUGUGGACGCAGUAGACAGCCCUGGGAAAGAACCCAAACCCAAAAUGGCCAACCCCACAGACGAGAGAUCCAUCAUCCCUGGCCCUCCCUUCCUGUUUGGGGCGUGCUCCGUACUACUCUCCUUGUUAGUAGCCCUCUUCAUCCCAGAGCACAGUGGCCCAGGGGUCCGACCGGGAAGCUACAAGAAAUACAGCAGUGUAGCCCAGAGCCACUCACACAGCCCUCCCAGUAGCGGGGCAGAGGGCAAGGAGCCACUACUGGACGACAGUUGUGUAUAACACCAGCCCGAUGGCAUUAACACACUACACCUGCCCCCCUGAACAAACAAGUUAACCGUUACAAACAAACUGUUCUAUAUAUAUUCACACACUCUUGCACACACGUACCCAGAUAAGGGAGUGGCUUCUUCUGAGAACCGAGAAGAUGUGUGUGUGUGUGUCGGAGAACUUUGUGGGCUGUCCUCUGAAGUCUGAACACCUCAGUGUGGUGUAAGGAGUUCCCGAAGGCCCUGAGGGAGGGAGGAAGGAGAUGAAGGGAAGAGAGAUAGAGGAUGGGUAGCGCUGGGGAGAGGUAUGUGUUAUGUUGGGAGAAACUUGGUUGAGCUGAUCUCUGUCCUGAGCGAGUCCUGAGAAGCAGUAACAGGAAGAGGAUAAAGGAGGAUGUGAUGUACAGGCUGCCAUAGAGCCAUAGAGCCACUUGGGCUCUGGUCAAAAGAAGUGCACAAUGUAGGGAAUAUGGUGCCAUUUGCGAUUUAACCGAUGAUUCUAUUUCCUUUGUAGGCAAGCAGCUCAAUCUGUGGCAAUAACCACAGUGUUCUUUGUCCGAAGAGAGUAAGUCAACAAAGUCAACAGUAGCCACAGCUCGAGCUCUACUCUAAUGGCCAAUUUACAAGCUAACAAACUUCUGUUGUGACUUGUCUGAUUUUAUGUCUUAAUACGUAAGAACGGAAAGCAUGUCUGCCUCAGUGUGUGUCUAUAGCUGGGAGAGAAGCUACUGGAUGCGUCCCAAAUGGCACCCUAUUCCCUUUAUAGUGCACUACCUUUGACAAAAUGUAGUGCACUAUAAAGGAAUUUGGGAUGCAGACAAUGUAGAACAUCUUUAGAUCAAUCUAAGAGAUGCUACCUAUCCAUUGAGACAGUGCAGGCUUAACCCUAUAACGUUUUUAUAGGACAGUUUCCUGAGAGAAUUGUGUAUGAGAGAGACCACUUUAUUAGUCAGAAAGACGUUUUUCAAUGUUUACCUAUCUGCCAUACAUUAGCAUAGCAGACAGACGGACAGAGUAUGGUUUUGGGUUGUAUUUUUUUCCUGUGUUCACACACUUAAGGCUAGUGGUGCUUCAAGUUUUUAUUCCAGGGAAAUAUUGGUGAUGUUGUCUUCAUAUUAAUAUAUUACAACAACCUGUAUGAAGA
This is a messenger RNA of Salmo salar (Atlantic salmon), 2732 nucleotides long. RefSeq names its product solute carrier family 71 member 1. Gene Ontology annotation, biological process: transmembrane transport. The record is from RefSeq and is a predicted model, not a curated record. Gene Ontology annotation, cellular component: membrane. Gene Ontology annotation, molecular function: transmembrane transporter activity. NCBI's taxonomy places the organism in Eukaryota, Metazoa, Chordata, Actinopteri, Salmoniformes, Salmonidae.